Aspergillus niger is the source of this 279-nucleotide messenger RNA. RefSeq lists its product as hypothetical. The transcript is spliced from 4 exons. NCBI's taxonomy places the organism in Eukaryota, Fungi, Ascomycota, Eurotiomycetes, Eurotiales, Aspergillaceae. Bases 1 to 279 code for a protein of 92 amino acids. The record is from RefSeq and is a predicted model, not a curated record.
AUGAAGCGGCCAGCUGAUUGGGUGGCGGGAUGCCGAGGCUGGACAGUCCCGGUGAAGGGACAGGGGGUUGGAUUGGGGACGGGAGUGGUAUGGUAUUGUAAAUGGGUAGAGUCGGAGACCGAGGAUCUUCGUCAGGUCUCGAUCCUCUCUUCCGAACCAGCAACCAACUUCCUUAGUACGCCUCUGCCUUUCCCACCCCCGAUCACUAACUGGCUUAUACUCCGGGGCAAGCUGGCUGGCCCCUUUGGUCCUUGCGCCCUUUCCUUCUUGUCCCGCUGA